GACGGUGAAAUAGAGAGGAAAAACAAGAUCACACAGUCACAGACACACUGUGAUCUGGGAGAAAGUUUAAGAGACGCACAGACAAGUUUUGUUGCUCAAAAUACACUUUGACCUGUGUUUUCUGGGAUUUCUUCUCUACAACAACAUGGAUUUAAAGUUUAUUGAAGUCUCUAGCUCUCCAGUUGUUAGGGACUUGAGGAUUGUCCUGCUGGGGAAGACUGGAUCAGGAAAGAGUGCAACAGGAAACACCAUCCUGAGACAGGAGGCUUUUUUCACAGAGAACAUCUCAAUGUCAUCUGUGACAAUUCACUGUAAAAAAGAAACCAGCCACUUUGAUGAAAGAACCGUGAGUGUCAUCGACACCCCUGGGAUAUUCGACACAUCGAUGACUGAGCCCAAGUUGAAAAGUGAAAUAGAGAAUUGUAUCAUGCUGUCUCUCCCAGGACCUCAUAUAUUCCUGCUAGUGAUCAGACUGGAUGUGCGGUUCACAGAGGAGGAGAGGAACACCGUUAAGUGGAUCAGGGACAACUUUGGUGAGGAGGCCUCCAACUAUACACUGGUGCUUUUCACUAGGGGGGACAAAGUCAAAAGAAAGCAAAUUGAAACCAUUUUGGACAAAACUCCUGAACUCAAGGAGGUCAUCAGUGACUGUAAAGCUGGAUACAUUGUGUUUGACAACACAAGAAUGGAAAAUCGCACUCAGGUGGCUGAUCUGUUUGAAAAGAUAGACAAGAUAGUGCAGAUAAAUGGGAACCAUUAUACUAGCAGCAUAUAUGAAGAGGUCCAGAAAAAGAUAAAUAAUGAUGAAUGGUGGAGAAAGUGGGGAGGCACUAUGAGUACUGUAGGUGAUGUUCUGUUAGUAGCAGCCGCAGCUGCAGUUAGCCCGCGACUUGCAGGAGUUGCCAUACUGGCAAAGGAAACAGGAGCUAUGGCCAAAGUAGGAUCAGCUGUCAUGGCUUCAGGUGCAACAAUGUCUAAAGCUCUGGGGAAGUGGAUGAAACCUAAAACAAAAGACACUUAGUUAAUUCAUGACCCAUUAAGUCAACCUUUGAAGUCAUUCCAUUUAUUACCUUUUCAUACUGUACAUACGUGCCAAUUCAUUACUUCUUUUGGACAAGAUUUUAUUGCAUUUCUUGUUAGCAUCACUCUACAUUCAUACACGUUGAUCACAGCUUGCCUGCUUUAAAUAAUAAAUAAACCUGUAAUGACAAUCUACGAAGUGUUGAUGCUUUUGAUCUUCUGUUGUGUGGAGAACAUUAAUGUCAAUUAUCAAAAGAAACCAGUCAAUAAUGAAUUCUAAAAUAAACUUCAACAACUGUUGUGUGAUGUUGUAUGUUUUCCAAUGAAUUAAGUCAAGAAUUCCUACAAAAGCGGCCCGAGCUACAUAAUGAAAAUAUUUACUACCACUAAAAUCUUGCAUUGGCUGCCUGUCAAAUACAUGACUUGACUCCAAGGUUCUUUUAUUUGUUUUUAAAGCCAUACAUGGGUUGGCACCUUAGUACAUUUCUGAACUUAUAUGCUCCUUUUCCAAGACCAGGUCUUUUAGAUCCUCAGAUCACUUGCUUUAACUAUUCCACGAUUGAUGUACCAAUCCACUGACAUUUUGACAUUUUGAAAGCAAAACUCAAUACAUAUUUUCACAUAACAUAUUUCCAAUGGCCUUUGGGUGUUUUUGAUGACUCUUUAAAUAAUCUUCAAUUAUAGUAUCUUGUAUGUAUCUUGCCAUUUGUAUUCUGUUAUAUGUUUUACAUUUAUGCAUGAAUGCAUUUGUCUACUACUCAUGCCUCUUUCCACUAAUUUCUUGCACUUGCACUUUUGACAGUAAUUUGUAAAACAUUGUGGUCAGCUCCAGUUAUUUUCAAAUGUGCUCUAUAUAUAAAGUUGACUUUAGAAUGUACAUAAAUCCAGCAAAUUGAGGGGAAAGUCUGAAACCACAAGAAAACGACUGUAAAUUUUCUUUAGUUACCUAAUAAGAUUAAUUCAUAUUUAUUCAUCUAUUUUUGUUAUUGUUGUUGUUGUUUUCCGGUCUCUACCAUUAUGAAUAUCACACCAUCAUGUAUACUCAACCUGCCAGACCUUCAAAAUAAUGAAACUGUAUAUCAAGAUUCACUUUGCUGUUUUCUUCACCUGUUAUGAACUUCUUGAGUAAAUGAGUCAUUUACUGUGGUCUGUCAUUUACUGUGGUCUGUGUCCCCUUCAUCAUCAAAAGCAACAAAGUAACAAGUAACAAAUAUUGUUUUCUUACCCUUUCUUGAUUGAGUAUAUCCACAAUGGCACAGCCCUAUGCCACAAUUUCAUACGCCAUCUGCUGCCAUCUAAUGGCCAUUCGUUGGUACAAAUGGUCAUGAUAUUUUAAUUCCAAUGACAAAACUGCUUCAUUUGGAGACACAAUUAUGCCAUUUUUUGUUGUUGUUGAUCACAGCAUACAUGCUUUAAAUGAUAAAUACAUGUAAUGACAAUCUAUCUUAUCUUAAUCCCCUCUUGUGUGGAGAACACUAAUAUCAAUUAUCAAAACAAACCAGUAAGUAAUAAACUGUGAA
Scomber scombrus (Atlantic mackerel) is the source of this 2540-nucleotide messenger RNA. RefSeq names its product GTPase IMAP family member 7-like. Lineage: Eukaryota; Metazoa; Chordata; Actinopteri; Scombriformes; Scombridae. The coding region runs from base 146 to 1021 and encodes 291 amino acids. Gene Ontology annotation, molecular function: GTP binding. The transcript has 2 exons. The record is from RefSeq and is a predicted model, not a curated record.